UACAAUAAACUCGGUCGCUGGUUAUAACGUCACAGUACCCACAGUCCUUUGCUGCUGUCCCUGAGACCGAAAAUGGCGUCGAAGGCACCAGCGACUGGCAGGCUGUUGUUGGGGUUCAAGAAGUGGUACUACAAUGCAGCCGGUUUCAACAAGCUCGGCCUGAUGCGAGAUGACACUAUCUACGAGAACCUAGACGUGAAGGAGGCCAUUCGCCGGCUUCCAGAGCCGGUCUACAAUGAUCGAAUGUUCCGCAUAAAGAGGGCCCUUGAUCUCUCCUUGAAGCAUCAGAUUCUUCCCAAGGACCAGUGGACAAAAUUUGAGGAGGAUGUGUCAUACCUUGAGCCCUACUUGAAGGAGGUUAUUCGUGAAAGAACAGAAAGGGAAGAGUGGCAGAAGAAAUAGAAUUAAGGGGAAGGUUUGCGGUGGUGGCUGCUCUCUUGUAUUUAAGAUAAAGUUUAUCAAGUCUGACAUCUGUGUACUUAUUAAAUUUGGUUUCUGUCAA
Messenger RNA from Pangasianodon hypophthalmus (striped catfish), 502 nucleotides. RefSeq names its product cytochrome b-c1 complex subunit 7 (gene uqcrb). The record is from RefSeq and is a predicted model, not a curated record. The coding region runs from base 73 to 402 and encodes 109 amino acids. Lineage: Eukaryota; Metazoa; Chordata; Actinopteri; Siluriformes; Pangasiidae. Gene Ontology annotation, biological process: mitochondrial electron transport, ubiquinol to cytochrome c. The transcript has 4 exons.